Aedes aegypti (yellow fever mosquito) is the source of this 2078-nucleotide messenger RNA. Its product is annotated as D-beta-hydroxybutyrate dehydrogenase, mitochondrial. The transcript has 7 exons. Bases 209 to 1372 code for a protein of 387 amino acids. Lineage: Eukaryota; Metazoa; Arthropoda; Insecta; Diptera; Culicidae. The record is from RefSeq and is a predicted model, not a curated record.
UAGCAGCUCUAGUGCCAAAUUUUUCCUCCCGCGGUGAGGAUCGCGUGCGUGAGCAAGUACCGUUUCGUGUGGUGCGUGAAAGAUCUCCCUUCUCCCUUCUGACUGUAAAUUUCGGUAAACAGUGACAAGUGCAAAUUUCUGCUGAAUUUUAAAAAAUUGUGUUAAAGUGAACGACUUUUUGGAUAAUAGGAAUUAAAAGAAGGAAACAAUGCAAAGCCAACGAAGGCAAUCCGCCGGUUCCGCCAUUCCGAAAGCGCCGGCCGUGAAGCGCCGCAUGUCCCGCCACGGUUCGGUCCUGAUUGAAACCACCCCGCGGCAAAUCCCCUGGGACCUCGUAGAUCGACUGCUGGUUCCAAUCAUCGGAUGCCACGCCGCGGCCAUUGUUUGCUCCGGAGUGUUCAACUUUCUCGGAAUUUCCCAGGUGUCGGCCUUUGUGCUGUUCCUGUUCUUCGCGAUCCUGACCGUCGGUGCCGCCAUCGGAUUCCACAGUCUUAAGGUCUCCCCACUGGGCAAAGGAGUGCUGAUCACCGGAUGCGAAUCGCCACUGGCCCGGGCCUUGGCUAGACGGCUCGAUGAUUUGGGAUUUACGGUAUUCGCCGGUUUCAAAACGCUGGACGAUAGCUCCGAAGCCGGCAUGCUGAAGGCGAUGUCUUCCGGGCGGUUGAAGCCGAUACAGUUGGAUGUGACCUCGGAAGUGCAGAUGUUGGAAGCGUCUUUGUACAUCACCGAGAACUUGCCGGAGGGAGCCGACGGGCUGUGGGCGUUGGUUCAUUGCGAUAUGUGGUGUGCCCUUGGAGAACUCGAAUGGAUCCCGUUUCCCGUGAUGAGGAAGUCCUUCGACAUCAAUGUGCUGGGAGCAUCCCGUCUGUCGCAGAUCAUGUUGCCGUUGAUUCGCCGGGCCAAGGGUCGAGUGGUGUUCCUUUCGUCGGCCAUCGCUCACAUCCCAUCUCCGGUGCGGGGCAUCCAAUGUGCUACCCAGGCUGCCAUCGAGGGCCUAGCUUCCUGUUUGCGCCAUGAGCUGAAGCCGCGAGCCGUCAACGUUUCGAUUGUGUGCGCCAGCGAGUUUUCAUCCGGAGACGCCUGGCUCGACGAUAGCAAGAUGAUGGACCAAGCUAAGGCCAUGUGGGAACAGCUGAGCGACGAGCAGAAGUCGGCCUACGGGGAGGACUAUUUCGAGACGGCUAUCCGGUCGCUGGAGAAGUACACCAAUACGGACGGCGACUUCCACUCCACCGUGCGCGCCCUGACCGAUGCCAUCAUCCGUUCGUUCCCGCUGUUCCGUUACACGCCGUUAUCCCGUUACGAAAAGCUCCAGACCAUCGUGUCCGAACAUCUGCCGCGCUCCGUCUACGAACUGUUCUACUCGAACUAAAAACGCCGAACGUGAACAAAAGCUAAGCAAAUUUGGAUUUUAUUGGAUUUGGAAAACUUUCUUUUAGGAGAUUCUCGAACGAAGAGAUUGCUUUUAUAAAACCAGUUUGUAGUAGAGGUAGAAAACGAUUUGUCACUUGUAGGGGAGAUAUUUAAUGUGGAUUAAGUUAGGAAGAUAGUAGUAGAAUGCGAGAACUAGUACAGAUAGGUUGAACAGAAAGUAGAUUGAGUGAAAUAUCAUAUAUAAUUUAUAUAUUAACUGUUUGUCAUAAUAUAGAGAUGGUCGGUCAACCAAAUAUAUAAAACUUAUUUAUAGUACUGAAUGCAAUGAAAAAGCUUCACGCCGAGGCUUUUAGGAAGUGCUGCCAUCUUGACAUGGCGGUCAAGAUGCGUUACUCAUUGGUAACGCUCAAACGUCACACAAUGUAUAGCUUUGUUUACGCUUCGCAAGCUUGCAUUAUCUCACGCACACAAGCAUAGUCAUACACAGUAUAGAUAUAAAUACGGGUUUGGAUUUUUGUAUCGGCAUUUUAGUUAGUAUUCGUUUGAAAUCAACCAGUAGAGCAAAAUCACAACAAGGGGAGAUAUUUUACCGCUGUCUAACUGCAUCCAACAUAAAAGUAAACAGAGGAAGACGUUGUUCAUGAGACGAACGAAUGCAUCGCAUUGAAGAGUAAUAAAGUGCAGUUUAUUGAAUAAAAAGUCAA